GCAGCUAAAUUCCGCUAUAGGAAACGGAUUCAUCCAUCAGUUCCUACUUCCAUGCCAUGUACCUAGCACUUGGAACUCGGUUUGUUUAAUAGUGCACCAUAGAAUGAUGGAAUCCGCAAACCGUACUCGGAGAGCCCAAAUUUCUUCGCCUAAAAACUAACUAACAAGAGCCAGAGCCAGCAGCAGCGGAUUCUGCACUCGUCGUCCAUCCACCGAAAUCCAUUGGUUGGUUGCUCGCUGGACCAUCGGCUGAUAUCUCGGUCCAAUGAGAGCCCACUAACUCGGGGAAAAAAAAACUUCCCAAACCAAAAAAGAAAGAACCUACCGAAUCGUACAGAGGCAAAGCCUAUAGUUUAAUGUGUGGGCUCUGCCGUUUGCGAAUUGUUGGUUGAAGUCUGGCUGCCCGGCAGAGGGAGAGAGUUAGUGCCAAUUUAGCCGGCUCACUAAUCGGGUGCUCUGCAGUGCAGUCAGUGUGAUAUGAUGAAGAAUAAAUAUCGGUGAAAUUUGUGCGACGACCUCUAAGAGUGCUGUGUGGUGAAUUUGGUCAAAAUUUUGGCAUCCGUUCGUUCUUUUUUUUGCCAAUCGCCAAUUUUUCGUACUCCACAUUUUCGCAACCACAAAAAAACACCCAUCCGCUUCAAUUGCUGUUUGUUAAAGAGUCCACAGCACAAAAUAGCAUACGAAAACGUAAACAAAACAAGUUAUUUAUGCUUCGACCGGAAAUCAAUCGGAACACGAUAAAUGCAUCCAAUAACGUUCGCCAUCGAUGAGAUGAGAGUGAGUGCUACCGGUGGCGACAGGAUUGUCCAAAGUAUCCAUCUUGGUGUGGGAGGUGCAGUGAUGGUGUGAGUGAAUCGGUUUGUUUGUAUACAGGAAAGAAAGUUUGGGUAACGUGAAAAAUCGGAAAAAAAGUCGACCUCAAGCUGUGUUUCUGGCCCUUGGAAUCAGGAUUCACAUCGUCAGCAAAACCAAUAAAAAGUGGCCCGCCAAAACGGAAUUUUGUGAGCACCAGUACAACAACAAUCCUUCACAGUGGAAUACCAGGAGCAACAGAGCUGUGCGUGUUCGCACAGCGAAAUCAAACCUUCUUGUUUAAGGAUCAUGGUUACCAAAAUAUGGCGAAGUUGUUUUCCCGAGCCGAGCAAUUCUCCAAACCGCGUCGAGCGGCAUCACUUUUACCUGUGCCAGUGGCAAAGCAACACCCAGGUCGGAAUAUGCUACCUGAUGUAUCGGUUAAUCGUGGCCAUCAUGUUCCUGGCGGUGUUGGCUUGCUCACUGCUGGACAUCGGCCGAUCCGAACCAAUGCUGGAGCAUCACUACGCCAAGUGGUGGAUCUACCUGACGCACUGGGCCCUCAUAGCAUGUGCAGUCCAGGCCUGGCUGGCGGCCAUCAUCGUGACCAAGGGCCUCAUGAUUGACCGGAACGAGUUUGAAUGGAACAUCCACGUGGCCCGGGGAAGCCACCUGAACGCCAUCUACUGGGUGGUCUACACAAUCGCAACCGUCUACUCGUUCAUAGUAACACUCGUCUAUUGGACGUUCGUGUACGAUCCGGAAAUUCACCGAAUCGAUGCUGUCAACCUGAUGGUGCACGUGCUCAACUCGGUCGUGAUGAUGAUUGAUCUCACCAUCGUAGGCCACCCGAUUAGGCUCAACCAUGCCUACUGGACAACCGGAAUCGGGGUGGUUUACGCAGUCUUCUCGGUCAUCUACUACUUGGCCGGCGGAACUGACAGGAGAGACGAACCGAGCAUCUACAAAAUGCUGGACUGGCAGAAGCCGGGCAAAUCGAUCGUCGUCUGUGCCCUCGGCGUUUUCUUCGUCUUCGUCGUGCACUUCCUGUGCUACUGCAUGUACUGCUUACGGGUGUGGCUCUACACUCGGAUAUGCCUGCCACAGUCGCUGGCCCUGUCCGAUUCCGAGAGUGGCCGAUCCUCCCGGAGGCAUGGGGCAAGCGAAAGCCGGGAGAAGAUCACCUCCAUCACCCGGUCCCUGUCGGCCAUGGAGGAAACCCAGCGCGAACACUUCCUCAAUCCGUCGACCGUCGUUGAUCUCAAGUGAUGCGAGACUUCCGCCAAGGAUGGCGGUGGUUGCCGGCAACCCCAGCCGGGCAGUUCCAGAGGUCCGCAGUUGCUGUUGUGUCGUUAGGGUGGGACUGGUCCUGUUAAUGGCCGGAGUGCGCUGAUUUGGAAUUGAAGUUUUGGAAGAGGUUGCCACAGAUUUGUAGCUAGUAUACGAAAAUUGUUUGGAAUUUUUUUCCUAUAUUUUGGGAAGUUAUUAAGUUUUGUUAUUCAGAAAUACUCUGAAAAAAGUUAUUUUGAAGUUUUUUUUGGGAAUAUUCUUUGAUUAGGUGCAACCUUUAAUUUGUAAUUAUAACUUUAGGAUAAACACACUUGAAUUUAAGAAGAGAAAAAUUCAGUUUAUUAAUUUCUAAAAUAAAAUAGAUCGACUAAUUAGUUCUUAAUUGGGUUUAAUGGGUUGCAUAAACAAAGGCGAUAUAUAUAUUGGGGUGUGUCGAUUUGCAACCUUUGAAAUUUUGUUUCUAUUUUCUCGCUACUUCUACCGCUUUGCCAUCUUCGACAAAGUUGUAGCCAGAGAAUUUUCCAGUAAGCUCCAUAUAUUUGAAUUUCAGUUGCAUUGCGUGAGAACAAAAUAUGCAUACAAAAACAAAAGAAGUGACAUUUUAUCCGAACAAAUUUUAGUGUUUUUCCAUACAAAAUUUCAAAUAAAAAACCGGAUACCUAAAUCUGAUUUUGAAAAUCUACAAAAAUUCUGUCAUGUGUUUUGAUAAAAAAGGAAACUAUUUAGACUACAGGGUUUCUGAAAUUCGAGAAAAAUUGCUAUUCGACACACCCUAAUACACAAGAUUGACGUUGACUUAAUGCGUUUGUAUGUGAACGUCUAAUCUUAUGUAAUCCAAUGCAACAAUGUAAAGUCAAUAUCCUGGUUGAGUGAGUUUUUUUAAGAAAACGAUCGUUUUUUUUCAAUUAUAUCAGCAUUGUGAUACUUCUCCUGUUUUUGGUCUACAAAUCUGUGAGAGCAAACUUUUAAGUUAUUCCAAAUUCAGAUGUUAACCCUCACGACUCACAACAACAACUGGAAUGAAAUUGAAGAAAAGUUAUUUCAUGUAUAAUUUGUUCAUAUUCAGUUGUUCAGCAGUUUUGAAAUAAAGUAUUCACAAAUUUGCCUUGUGUUGCUGAAGAGAUAAGUUCAGUUUAAAUUUAAGAACAUACGAAGCAGAUUCACAAUGAUUCAAACACAAAUAUUGCAGUAUUUUCGUCGCAGAAAAAAUAGAAAACAAAUGUUGCUCAACUGAAUAUGAAUAAACUCAAAAUCGAAUCAACAAUUUAUGAGUGGACGAUUCCAGUAGUAUUCCAUUCUUGAAAAUCAAAUUAGAACUGUGUGAAACUUUAUGUAAGAGAAAGUUAAAGGCCAAAUUUUAGUGAAAAUAGAGCAAUACUGGAAUCGUCCGUUAGAAAAUUGUAUCGAACGAUCCCAACUAAGAACGGGUGUCGUUCCUCACGUGUCCUUUUCGUUUGCUCAAGUUUUUUGUAAGAAAGCCGGGCGUGAAUUUUUGUCCGGCUCCUCGAAUAGUCAUUAAUUGUACUGGAUUGGAAUUAUUGAUCAACAAAGAAGUAAACAGCAAAACAAAAUAGUAAACACAAACUAACAGUGUGCAUUGUUUCGAAAUAAGUAACUGUACGAUGAAGAUUACUAUAAAACUAGCAAACCAAUUUUCGUAGGAUGUUAACAGAAAAAGAGGAAGUCAAACAGUCAAAAUUUUUGUAUACAUAGCUUGUAAGUUCAACAAUCGGAGAAUCAGAAAAUCUUCGAAUAAUUUUGAGUAAUGCUACACGUUUGUUUCGGGACAUAAACAAAAGUAUGUACAAGACGUAGACCAGUGAUAUUAUGAUAACCAUAUAAUGUUUGAAUUGUUCUAACCAUUUAGCAGAAACCAUACAGAAAAAUUGAAAAAAAAACAAAAUCGUAAAUCGCAACAACUCAAUUCGAAAUGGUUUUGGUGAACAGAAGAUCUCACUAAAAAUUAGUGACGAAAACUACACUUCCAUCUCAGCGAAACAGUUGAAAAAUUGGUGUAAAAAAUGAGGGAAUGGAAGAUUCGAAACAUUGAAAAAACAAAAUCAACAAAAAAAAAAUAGGUUUAAAAAGGUUGAGUGCAUGAAUCUAUCCUUUCCCAAUUUUCAACGCCUGAAGCCACAAUUCAGAUAAAAAAAAACUUUCAUAAAUUCAGCAAUUUGUCAAGCUUCAAGCAGAAAAUCAUAUAUUGAGGUUAACGACAUUUUGAUUAUUCUACUCAGCGAUGAUUCAGAACUCAUUUUCAUCAAUAAUGAAAUAAUUUGGAAUACUGAUUCUUAAUUCUUA
Molecule: messenger RNA, 4383 nt
Organism: Uranotaenia lowii
Lineage: Eukaryota; Metazoa; Arthropoda; Insecta; Diptera; Culicidae
Product: protein rolling stone-like
Exons: 8
Coding region: 1102-2061 (319 amino acids)
Cellular component (GO): membrane
Source: RefSeq, a predicted model, not a curated record